GUUGAGCGGUCGGCUAGGGGACCGUGGACAGCUCCCGUCUGAAGAGCAGAGUAACACAGGAGGAGGAGAGGGCUGGAUAUGGGGGAGCCAACACACAGGCCCGUACGAUCGAGAUAAAAAAAAAACACAUAUUUUUUGAUGUGCAUCUAUCGAGGACAACACACACAGACACGGAGCUGGAGAGGCCUUAGGAGGACGGGGAAACAACCGAGGAAGUGAAAGAAAAAGGGGAAUACGGCUACUGACCCAUCCCGGCGCAUCAGGGGAGGAGAAGCGAGAGAAAGGAGGAGAAGAAGGAGACAUAAUUCCGCUCGACCCGAUGGACUGAGAGGACAGAUGAAUGAAGACUGCCUACACUAACGCCUAUCGAUGCCUGGCCAAGGACCUGGACGCGUAUGCCAUGAACACAGACAUGACAAUGGACGGGCUUGGCAACCUGCAUGGCGGGGUGGCCGUCGGCUCCAUGGUACCUGACGUGGAGCUGAUGAGCGGCCACAGCCCGCACCAUGGCCGCGGUAGCUCCUCGGGGGGACACGGGGCGGCGGCGGCAGCGGCGGCCACCCUGCGGAUACACCAGGACCUGGCCGCCGCCGCCGCUGCGUCGUCCCGCUCCGCCAUGGUGUCCGGCAUGGCCACGAUACUGGACGGCAGCGGGGAGUACCGGCCGGAGCUGUCCCUGCCGCUGCACCACGCGAUGAGCGUACCCUGCGACACCUCGUCUCCCGGGAUGGGGAUGAGCGGCACCUACACCACCCUGACCCCGCUGCAGCCGCUGCCCCCCAUCUCCACCGUGUCCGACAAGUUCCACCACCACCACCAUCACCACCACCACCAGCGGCUCUCCGGGAACGUGAGCGGGAGCUUCACCCUGAUGCGGGACGAGCGGGGGCUGCCGGGGAUGAACAACCUCUACAGCCCCUACCACAAGGACCACAUGUCCGGGAUGGGUCAGAGCCUUUCCCCUGUGCUGGGCAACGGACUGGGCUCCAUACACAACACCCAGCAGGGUCUCCACAAUUACGGCACCGCAACGCACGGGGGCCACGACAAGAUGCUGAACUUCGACGCGCACCACACCGCCUCCAUGCUGGCCAGAGGGGACCACCACCAGCACCGUGGCCUCGGUGGCCCGGCGGCCGGGAUGAUGCAGCACCUGAACGGGAUGCAUCACCCGGGGCAUCCGGCUGUGUCCUCGGCGGGCCACCACCCCCACGCCCACCUUCAGUCUCCAUCCCACGGGCCCGUGUUGGCUUCCACACGGGAAAGACCGCCCUCCUCCUCGGGGACGCAGGGGGUGAACAGCUCUGGGCAGCUGGAGGAAAUCAACACCAAGGAGGUGGCGCAGAGGAUCACGGCGGAGCUGAAGAGGUACAGCAUCCCCCAGGCCAUCUUCGCCCAGAGGGUGCUGUGCCGCUCACAGGGGACCCUGUCGGACCUCCUGAGGAACCCCAAACCCUGGAGUAAACUUAAGUCAGGCCGGGAGACCUUCAGGAGGAUGUGGAAGUGGCUGCAGGAGCCCGAGUUUCAGAGGAUGUCGGCCCUCAGACUGGCAGGUGGAAGUACCUCCAGUUACUCACAGCUACCAGAGCUUCACGGUGAUCAACACAAGUCCAGUCAGGAAAUGCCAGCGUGCAAAAGGAAGGAGCAGGACACGGCCAAGGACCGCAACAACACACCAAAGAAGUCACGGCUGGUCUUCACAGACCUGCAGCGGCGCACCCUGCUAGCCAUCUUCAAGGAGAACAAGCGACCGUCCAAGGAGAUGCAGCUCACCAUCUCGCAGCAGCUGGGCCUCGAACUCACCACCGUCAGCAACUUCUUCAUGAACGCCCGCCGCCGGAGCCUGGACAAAUGGACGGACGACGGAGGCAGCCCCGGCGCCCAGUCCUCGGCGUCCAGCACUUGUACCAAAGCGUGAUGAUAGCG
Molecule: messenger RNA, 1926 nt
Organism: Pungitius pungitius (ninespine stickleback)
Lineage: Eukaryota; Metazoa; Chordata; Actinopteri; Perciformes; Gasterosteidae
Gene: onecut2
Product: one cut homeobox 2
Exons: 3
Coding region: 341-1918 (525 amino acids)
Biological process (GO): regulation of transcription by RNA polymerase II
Cellular component (GO): nucleus
Molecular function (GO): RNA polymerase II cis-regulatory region sequence-specific DNA binding; DNA-binding transcription factor activity, RNA polymerase II-specific
Source: RefSeq, a predicted model, not a curated record